Molecule: messenger RNA, 1509 nt
Organism: Adineta ricciae
Lineage: Eukaryota; Metazoa; Rotifera; Eurotatoria; Adinetida; Adinetidae
Source: the annotation of a GenBank genome assembly
AUGACUACAACUAAUGCAGAGGAUCUGUUUAUAUGUGGAAAAUGUCGUAUGAAUUUCACAGAUUUGAAUUUGUUUUUGACGCAUCGAUCGACAUGUAUUGGUCAACAAACAGCGAAUCUGUUUCAACUACCGAAUGAUCCACCAACAAAUUUACUCGAACGUGAACUCGAUGCAAUUAUUGAAGAUGUUUCAUUAUCGAUUCCGUCGAACUCAAAUCUGUUUUAUCCAACGAUGCAACACGAAAUUCCUUCUACAAACGAGUUUGACCUCUUAUUUUCUCAACCUGUCGAACAAACACCAACAGACACGGAAUCUACUCUUAAUCCUCUCCUCUCAGCUUCAACUGAAUACUGCUCGAUAGAAAAUUCGCUAUCACAAAUGAGUCUUCUCGAAUGUCCAGUUUGUGACGAACAAUUCGAUGCACCGGUUGUACUAGAGAAUCAUGUUUUUGAACAUUCAACCUGGAUUGAUGACAAUGAAAAUCUCAAUUCCAAAGGUAUCUCAUCAUCUCUCGACGAUUCGUCGUCCAGUUACACUGAUUUGCUCGACGAACAAGCAGCACAACCUUUAGAAUGUAAACAGUGUACUGUUACAUUUGCUUCCAAUGCAUCAUUAAAUAUUCACAAGAAAAUGAUACAUUGUCUCAACCCUGUUUUUCGUUGUUUAAAUGAUGCAUGUGCACAAUUAUUUGAUAAGCCUGUCGACUACAUCCUUCACGCACGUAUUCAUAGUCAAAAACGUCAUGUUAUCUCUCGACGUUCGUCUCGUAGUAACGCUUAUCAUCGUCGUCGCAAACGUACCUAUCGUUGCCGAUUAUGCAAACAAGCAUUUCAAACGUCCGAGCUAUUGCAGUAUCAUAUGCAUUACGAAACGCACAAGUUUCUUUGUCAACUAUGUCCAGCUGAAUUCGAAUCGAAUAAUUCGUAUCAUAAUCAUGUUGCUAAACAUUCGGAUCUCGCACCCUAUCGUUGUACGAUAUGCAUUGAAACGUUUCAAAAGCGUAACGAUCUUUCUCGACAUGUAAUGACUGAACAUAAUGCUGAUAUACCAAAUCAGAAAAGUUGCUCGGCGUGCAAAUUAACUUUUAAAACAACGUUUCAUCUAAAUCGACAUAACGUCACGAAACAUUCAGAUAUCAAACCAUAUAAAUGCGAACAAGAUGGUUGCGAACAAGCAUUUGCGCGGAAGGAUAAAUUAAAGCAACAUGCAGCGAAGCACAGCGCAACAGGCGGCUUAUUUCAAUGUCAUGCAUGUGUGAAAACAUUCGUACGACCGGAACAUUUACGUGAUCAUGAUAUCGUGCGACAUUCACAUCAGUAUCCAUUUCGCUGUGAAUUGUGUCGGAAAGGUUUUCUACAUCAAAAUCAACUGUAUGCUCAUCAUAAACAACGUCAUCAGACUGAAAAUCAAAACAACACUGACAAGUCCGAUUAUCUUCUUCUAGAACAAUCUCAAGAAGUAUUCGGUAGUAAUGAUGAUUCGAUCGACCUAUUCCUAGAUGGACAAUGA